UUCUGCUUCAUAUCCAGUACACAUGGGGAAAAGCAUCACUCUGUAUCAUUUCUUUUAUGCAUAUAAUAGUUCAACAAUAUUCCAGUUGUAGAAGAGCUCUUUUAUAACACUUUUUGCAUCUAGUUUGGAGUUGGGGUCUUUUUUUUUUUUGAAUAAUGGCAGCUACUGGAAUGGAUUUGAAAUCAGAACCUUCUGACACUGUGCUGGAAUCCCCAGAACUAGAGCAGAUUCUGGACAUAAUGAGUUACUCAAAGCGUGGACGAAUGGACGAACAGUGUUGCUCUCUAAGUCCUGCUAAAAUGCACACUACACCUGCAGGCUCAAAAGAUGAGAGGUCCUCCCAUACCUUGGUUAAAAAACAGGGACAAUACCUUGACCCGCAUUUAUCAUUGCCUGGAUUUAACUACCAGGAAACUGGAUGCAAUAACCAUCAUGCCUCUGCACCUCAUAUCUCUGUGACUGAGAGUCGUCCAGAUAGAAACAGGAAGCAUCUGUCGGUUCCAGUCAACCAAUUACAGGUUCCUUCUCAACGUGAAUGCUCAAAUUCUAUAAAGUCAGAAUCACUUGAUGAACAACUAAACUUCUUGGAGAUGAUUACCGAUGGCCAGCGUGGACGCAUGGAGGACCAGUGCUGCUCAUUGGAUCCUAGCAAGAGUGCUCCUUGCACACCCAGAUACACAGAGAGAAAGCCUGUUGCAAUUUCAGAUCCUGAAAUGUUCUUCAAUCUGCUGGCUAACACUCAGAGCCAACGGCUUGACGACCAGCGAGUGUCUCUUCCAUCAUUACCAGGAUUACAGAAUGAAAAUGUGAAUUCUACUGCCGAUUCAAGCUACUUGUGUUACAUGGUCUCUAAAGUUCAAGACUCCAGAAUGGAUGACCAAAGGUGUUCAUUACCUCCAAUCCUACCCCCAGAGACACUGUGCUCAUCAGACAAGGAUCAGCGUAAAUCUGGAUUGAGCCCGUCAUGUUCAGACUCCUUCAACUCCCGUUCAAACGUAAAACGACCAAAAAGUAAGGAUGAAACAUGUCAAAAACAGCUCUUGACUCCAGCUGAACAGGAAGAUUUUUUUACCUUAAUUAGUAAUUCCUACCGUGGCCGAAUGGAUGAGCAGCGAUGCGUUUUAAAUGCUACUCCUCAGUCCACACCCAACCAUUUCAGUCAGAGUGAAAACCCCCAAGAUUCUGAUAAUUUCUUCAGCUUGCUGGCGAGCUCUCAGGGUCGACGGCUGGACGACCAGAGAGUGUCGCUUCCUUCAUUACCUGGGAUACAGAAUGGAGGUACCACAUUAACACCAACUGCUGCUGAGAUGGAUGCAAGCUACUUGUGUUACCUGGUUUCCAAAGUCCAGGGCUCAAGGAUGGAUGAACAGAGAUGUUCUGCACCCCACAUCUUCCAGAGUCUGGGCUCCCCUUCAUCACAGUGUGAAGUGUCAAGUGCAUCUGGUAAACCUCUUCAGAGGUCUACCUCCUUAAACCGUGCCAAAACUGAACAGCGUUGGCAGGAAGCUUCUGCCGCUGAACAGGAGCAGUUCCUUAAAAUGAUAAGUCGUGUACAAAGUGGACGCAUGGAAGAGCAACGUUGCUUUUUACAACCCAGCAGAAGCACACCUUCCUCACCUACACACAAUGGGAGUGCUUUAAAUAAUGUACCCAUAGGUGCAGAAGCUGAAGCUGAAGCAUUCUUCAAAAUCAUCACCUCCAGUCAGUCACGACUAGAUGAUCAGUGUGCUGUACUUCCCACCCUGCCAGGGAUAAGUGGAAAUUCUGAAGGAAAAGAAAUAAGUAGACAUACAAAGGCUGAAAUCCCAGUCUCUCCACCACCACAGAUCACAGUGGCUAAAUGUACACCAUCGACUUCAAAGAAGAACUGUUCCAGACCUACGUCACAACCUCAAAUGGCUUGUGGAGAGUCCGGCUCCACCAAGGCCUUACCCAGCUCUGCUUCAUUUGUCCCUGAGAAGUCUAAUUUCCCAGCUAAGGUGACAGUGAGUGUAUCCGUGAGCUUCACACCUCAGGAGGAACAGAAGAAUGCCAAUGAGCCAAUUACAUUUCCAGAGGUCUACCUAACUCUCGGAGCCCCAGGGGACAGCCUUGUGAUCCCUCUGAGUCCAGUAUGUGGCAGACCCCUGUCCUUUGACUUAAACCUUGUUCCAAAAGAAGAUGUUAAGUCUAGGCGUCACUCUCCAAGCCAUUCCAGUCCCAGAAAAAAAAACUCAAUGCCAUCUCCUAACAAAGGUGCAACCAGUAAAGCAUAUCCUGUAACUGCAAGCUCACAUGAACAGGGCAAACUUACCAACCAUAUCAAUCCAGAUGUAGAGCACUUCUCCCUGGCUCAGCAAGAGAAAGAAAUGGCUCAACAAGGACAAAAAGGGAAAGGGGACCCUGGAAAGGGCCGGGAAAAGGCACAGCAAGGAAAGGGAAAGGGGGCUAUAAAAAAAGAUAUGAAGAAUGGUGGCAAUAAAUAAUAAUGUGUUAAGCCACAUUGUAAAUUAUGUAGUGAGAAAAAUUAUGGGAUAUAAAUGUGAAAACAAUCAUGAACAACAAAAUUGUAUUUGUAUUUUUAGAAAUUCUUGUUAGAAAUUAAAUGGAUUCUAUUUUUAUUGGGUAAUUUGAAUGAUACUCCUUUGCUAGCUAAAUAUACAGUACAUACCGUCUAUUAUGUUUUGAGCGUUGCAGGUUUUCCAUUAUAUAAAUGCAGUAUAUACUAUUCUAUUUUUUUCUGUCAAUUAUAAUUGUAAUCUUAAAUUAAACCACUGGUCUGGUAAACUGUGUGAAGGUGUAAACCCCCCCCACCCCCACCCCCCAACAUGAUUAAAAAAAUCCCAAUUAAAAACAAAAAUACCAAAAGUAAAUGAGCAAUAAUUAAUUUUGGUCUGACUGAAAUGGUUAAAUACAGUUAUAUGUAAUUCUUUUUAAAUGAGCCUUUAUUGCCAUAGAAGAGACAAGACAGGAAAGCGGGGGGAGUGACCAGGGGAGGACCUACAGUGCAUGGACAU
Molecule: messenger RNA, 2996 nt
Organism: Archocentrus centrarchus (flier cichlid)
Lineage: Eukaryota; Metazoa; Chordata; Actinopteri; Cichliformes; Cichlidae
Exons: 15
Coding region: 156-2465 (769 amino acids)
Molecular function (GO): guanyl-nucleotide exchange factor activity; protein binding
Source: RefSeq, a predicted model, not a curated record